Ornithodoros turicata is the source of this 3284-nucleotide messenger RNA. RefSeq names its product BRISC and BRCA1-A complex member 1-like. Gene Ontology annotation, cellular component: BRCA1-A complex; nuclear body; BRISC complex. Lineage: Eukaryota; Metazoa; Arthropoda; Arachnida; Ixodida; Argasidae. The coding region runs from base 33 to 1055 and encodes 340 amino acids. Gene Ontology annotation, biological process: mitotic G2 DNA damage checkpoint signaling; double-strand break repair; positive regulation of DNA repair. The transcript has 9 exons. The record is from RefSeq and is a predicted model, not a curated record.
UUUCUGCGUAGCACACACACACAGCCGUCAAGAUGGCGGCUCCCAGCAAAAGUUUUAGUAUUUCUGGUGCGGACAGCUUCCCGAUAAAUUCAAAGGAUGAAACGCAACCUGAAAGUUGUGAUGUGACGAGAGAUACGGAAAUGGUUCGCAUUGUGAAGAAGGUUAGUCCUCGUCACGACGACAGUGAUGAGGACAGCGAGUUAUCGAGUCCCAACCUGAUGUGGGAUAAUGUGAAGUACGAUUUAGACCCCGUCACUGAGAAGGACACUGACGGGGUAGUACAGGAUUCUAGGAUUACGAAGGAACUGUCGUUCGAAAGCGAGAACGUGUGUGUAUCGAGAUCGACGCCUCAAGUCAACUGUCCCGAAAAAAUUGUUGUGUGUAUCGACCUCUGCUCGGAGAUGGAAGAUAUUCCUUUCACUUUUUCUGAUGGGUCCAAGCACUCUCCACUGUUUCUUGUUAAGAGGGUAGUCGAGUUAUUCGUCCAUAACAAGCACAAGAUUGACAAACGACACGAGUUUGCUCUGGUUGUUUUCCAUGAGCAACCUCUGUGGAUAAAGAACUUCACAAGUGAUCCAAAGGAGAUCUGCAACUUCUUAGAAGACUUGCAUGAGACAAAGGAGUGUGAAACUUGCGACUUGACGUCACUCUUCAGCGUCAUUUCCGAAAACACUGUGUUCCCCGAGAUGAAAAAGUGCGACACGCCGGUUCCUCCAUUUUUGGUGAGGACCAUACUGAUCUACGGCCGUUCCAACACGGUGCCGGUCGUGCACAGCAGCAUUGAGACGUUGAAGUUGAAGAUGCAGUCACAGUAUUUCUUCCUGGACAUACUCUACAUUCACGAGCCUGUGUCUGAGAACAACCGGUGUCAGGAAAUUUUUGACUCUUUCAUAGACUUAGAUGAGCAACUGGCAUCGUACGUUUUUGAGGUGUCCCGCAAUGCCACCAAACUUCACAACUGCAUGGCAAAACUUUUGUCUCAUCCGCUGCAACGGCCUCAUCAGCACCUGGCUCACUACAAGGUUGAUAGCUCAAACUCCGCGUCACCGAGCUGAAGGAGGAAGCCCCACUUUUUUCUUUUUUUCUUGUUAACUGCAGAAGGAAAGAGAAGGUACCAAAGCAUAUGGACAAACUAGAGCCAAAGUGAUGUGUGCAAGUCUGCAAUGAAGAGGGAAGAUGACAAGUAAGCAAGACACGAGGAUAUUGAUGCGAGUGAAACUUUACUUGCUCAGCUUAGGUUUUUUUACAGUCACGUAAGUUGAACGUAAGGCAAAUUUGUGUUUUAUCCGUCCACCUACUACAGCAGCCCGCAUCGAGCUAUUUUUCCAUGCUUAAGAAGUUUUUGCUUGGUGUUAUGGAAAAAAAAAUUAGCGUGGUGGCAAAGGACAUUUUGACAGUGCAUCAUGCCAGUAUGUACCUUGAAAGGUGGAUGAGUGCAUAAUCUUGCCAGUACUUAAACCUUAGCUGAGUUGAUUUUUUGUUUUCAGUGUAAAUAUUGCAAUUUGCAACAUGAUAUAUGAGUUUUAUAAUGUCCAAAGUUUGUUUUUGCUGUUACUGUCAUGUGAAACCCAACCUCAUGCAGCACUGUUUGACAUGACCAUAGAAUACAUAAAGGCUUGCCCCUUUUUUUAUAAGCCUUUGUAUUUCACGCAUUAGAGGCACUACGCUUAAUUUUGCAUUGAAGAGCUUAAUGCAGCAAACAUGUUCGAUAGAAAAAUAAUCUUUACCCGACACCAAAGAUUCUACUAAACUGGAUGCAUCUCACUGUGGAAGGAACGCACAAGGGAACUGGCCUCUCUGGCACGAUGAUUAGUAAAAUAGAACUGUUAGUUUCGCACCUAACUGUAGUACUUGAGAUUCUAACCAGUAAAAUGAUUUGUGCUACUCGUGGGUAGAGGCAAGGUUUCCAGGGCAGAGCUUUCCAGAAUUUCAUUUUGUUUAAAGCAGCAACAACUGUGCGCGUGGUGCAAGCAGCCGAGUUCCGCAAAACAACAUGCUUGGGGGAAAAUGCAGCCCACACGGCAUUCGCUUGACGCUGCAAAGCUAACCACGCCCAAUGUUAUAACGUACCUGUUGUUGUUAUAAAGUACUUGUUUCAUUGUCUUCUUAGCUGCCACAGUAUGCAUCGACUAAUUGCAAUGCGGUGAACCACACCAUUUUUUCAGUUUCGAACCAAUUUGAAUCAAAUCUCGCCGUCGUCGUCUUGGCUUUUUCAACGUCCGCCAUAUUUGUGUCAAAACCUACUAACGCGUGAGCAGCUUCAGUAAAGUUCUGAUUACAUUUUGCAACGACAGAAAAGAUGUGCUUGCGUGUUUUGUACCAUAUUAUGAGUUGCAGCACCUCUAUGAAUAUUUGCUUUAGCUGGUGCACACUAACGGCAGGAGCCACUUUAAUGUAGGAGAGAUAAUCGCAGUGUGGCUGUGCUUGGGCACUUAACAGGGGCACUUAACAGGGGCACUGAAAUACAGAAUUAUAUUCUGGACAACUUGGAAGGUGUGUCGACAGUUACAGCAUAAGACUUAAGACUCUAAAACCCUUAAUGUUUGCGAGUUGUGUUGCGUUAGCGAAUGUUGAUGUAACCUGCAAAAUUUCAGGGGUUUUACAAUAAUACGUUCAACGUAGAAAGUAGGUUCGUAGUCCUCGUGUAUCGAAAUACCAUUGAGAUGUGGGAAAUGUCCAAGAAAGCCUGCCUCUAGUCAUGAGGAAGGAAAAUAUUAUUAUGAAUCAUCCAGACAUCUCAGGAUUUUGUAAACUGCAGCGUGUACCCUCUUGUCAGCCUUGGUAUUGGUAAAACAGGGAACUUUUAAAAUGCUGCAUUAAUGCUGCGCAAGCAGCAGCGUGAAGCCUGAACAGCUGUGGUUGUAUGAAUGUAUGUGAUAUUUUGCUUCAAUCAUCCCUGCAGGACAUUUAGUUGAUUUAAUCUUUUCCCUUCGGUUUUUGCCCCCCAUUGAAGUCUUUCCGUGACACAAUCUUUUUGGUGCUGAACUAGUCCCACUUUCCUCAGAGUUGCCCGUAUGCGACAGAUAUAAUUAGAUACAACUUGAUACUUUCACAGUGUAAACUUGCAUAUUUUGGCCAUGACAAGCGUACCUCGAUACCUCUGCUUUCCAGGAAAGCUUGACGUUACUACUCGUUGCAUUACAUUGUCAUUUGGACAAGCUUGUUGAAAACAAACCCUUUUUGUAUAUUGUAUGGUUGAAUAUUGAGGGUGAUGUUUGUACAAAUGUAAUAUUAUAGUUCUUCUCAAUAUGUGUUGUAAUAAAAGCAAAUAUUUCAUUGACGCA